AUGUUCGCAGCCGGCCUGCUCCUCCUCGGUGUCCUCUCCUUUUCCGCGCUGGGCCGGCCCACCGCGCACGCUCACGACCACUACGACACCCUCCACGCCGCGCCAGACGCGAUGCUCGACUUGCGCAUCGCGCUCGUCCAGGGGGAUCCAAAGGGGCUCGAGACGGCGCUGUACGACGUGAGCACGCCGGGGGGCGAGAGCUACGGGAAGCACCUCACGAAGGCGCAGGUGGAGGCGUUCGUCGCACCGAAGCCGCAGAGCGUCAAGGCUGUCAAGAAGUGGCUGGCGAAGAACAACAUCACGGCGGCGGCGCAGUCCGCGUCGGGUGACUGGCUGACCAUCAACUUAUCAGUUGGGCAGGCCAAUGCGCUGUUGGGUGCACAGUUCAAUGAGUACACGCACGACGCGACGAACAUCACGUCCCUUCGAACGAUGGCGUAUUCCGUCCCGUCGAGUGUCAAGGGCCAUCUCGACUUUGUCUAUCCAACCACAUCUUUUGUGGGACCUCUCGUCUCUCCCGCAACGGUCGAGAUCGUCGAUGUCACGCCAGGUCCACUGACCAACCGAAUGACGAAACGCAAGGUCGUCACUAUCACGCGUACCGUCACCACAGUUCGUGCAGCGCCAACCUCAUCGGCGGCGGCUGCAGUCACCCCUGAUGCAUCCUGUGUAAAUGUCAUUACUCCGAAAUGCUUGCAAGACCUGUACGGUGUUCCGUCAACCCCUGCCUCCGCCGGAGGCAAUAAUCUCUUCGUUGCGACUUUCAUCGGCGAAUCGGCGGAUCCCAGCGAUCUCACUCAAUUCCUGGGUACCUUCCGCCCAGACGUGAACAAGCGGACAACGUUCGGCGUACAGAGCGUUGACGGUGGCACCAACAAUCGCGUAGCCGCUACUACCGAAGCGAGUUUGGAUAUGCAGUACACUGUCGGCAUUGCCACAGGAGUCAACACUACCCAAGUUUCGGUUGGCACUAGCAACUCCGAUGGUAUUGCGGGCUUCCUCGACGUCAUCAAUGCCCUGAUCGCUCAGGAGGACGUCCCGCUUGUUCUCACCACGAGCUUUGGUUUCAACGAAAAAGACGUGCCGGUCGGACUAGCCAACAACCUGUGCAACGCUUACGCCCAACUGGGUGCACGCGGUACCACCGUAGUCUUCGGAUCUGGGGACGGCGGCGUCUCCGGGAUCCAAAACACGAGCUGUACAACUUUCCAGCCAACCUUCCCGUCCACGUGUCCUUUCGUCACUUCGGUCGGAGGGACGAAGGGCAUUGCUCCCGAGGCCGCGGCGUCCUUCUCCUCCGGCGGUUUUUCCAAUGUUUUCGGGCGGCCAUCAUAUCAAGACGCUGCUGUAAGUCAGUAUCUCUCCGCCCUUGGCAAGGGCAAUCAAGGUCUGUUCAACUCCUCGGGACGUGCCUUCCCGGAUGUCGCCACACAAGCGCAGCGCUUCCAAGUCGUGAAAGGCGGCAAGAUUAUUUCGGUCUCCGGUACUAGCGCAGCUAGUCCGACCUUCGCAAGUAUCGUUGCGCUACUCAACGACGCUCUUCUUAAGAAUGGCGGGAGCCCGCUCGGCUUCUUGAAUCCCUUUCUGUACCAGUCCGGAGCGAGUGCGUUCAACGACAUCACCCGCGGGAGCAAUCCCGGCUGUGGAAGCAAUGGAUUCACGGCCGCUGCAGGAUGGGAUCCUGUUACCGGCCUGGGGACACCGAAUUUCAACAGAUUGCUCUCCGCGGUGACCGGGAACAAGUAG
Epithele typhae is the source of this 1746-nucleotide messenger RNA. Its product is annotated as subtilisin-like protein. The record is from RefSeq and is a predicted model, not a curated record. Bases 1 to 1746 code for a protein of 581 amino acids. The transcript has 9 exons. Gene Ontology annotation, molecular function: tripeptidyl-peptidase activity; serine-type endopeptidase activity. Gene Ontology annotation, biological process: proteolysis. Lineage: Eukaryota; Fungi; Basidiomycota; Agaricomycetes; Polyporales; Epitheliaceae.